AAACCCUAAAAGAUGACGCUAUCUAUUUCCAUGGUCUCUUUAGCCCGAAUUAUUUAAUCUUUCAUAGCAAUCGAAGCUCCCAAUAAGUCUACAACUUCCCUUGUUAGGUGCAGUAAAAGGAAGUCCAGCCAAGGCUUUGAAGAUUUUUUUAAGGCAAUUUGAGUGCUAAAGCUGUUGACGUGACCCAAGCGUUGAAGAAUUUAGAUAAAAAAGGAGGCGACUUUGGAUCUUUGAAGAAGAAUGAGCUGACAAGUGUGAACGAUCACUAUGCCUAAAUGGAAACCAAUCGCCUCCAGCCAUAUAAUUGAAUUGGAUAGUAGCUACUUGCCAAAGGAGACCCCGCCUUUCGUGUUUGGCUCUGCCUCUUUGUUUAUUGAGAAUUAGGGUUCAGUGAUGCGAUAGUGUGGAAUCUUGCACGUAAUCUUCUAUCUUGGCCUCAGUCGGUAAACACAGAGGGAAAAACAUGGGAAGAAAAUUCAUUCAGGAAGUCCCGAAUGGAUUUACAUUGAGAGGAAUGCUAUCGGAGUCAAACGUGCCAUUUAUUUUCCUUUAAAAAAAGAGCUUAUCACUGAAAUCUGGGGUUUUGAGUGAUACCUUUCAAUUCUGUUGGGAACUCGUCUAGUUUUUUUUAGUUGUGGAUAUAAAAGUUCUUUUCUUACUAUUGCAAGGAAAGCACUUGAAGGUAUAUUGAAGUGAAGCAAAUAUGAGUUCGCAGUUUGAAAGAGAGGAAACAAACAAAAAUAAGGGAAGAUUUGCUGCCAUUGUUGUUUGCUGGGUCUUAGGGAAUGGAUCUCUCAUCUCAUGGAACAGCAUGCUUACUAUUGUCGACUAUUAUACUACAAAAUUUCCGAAGUACCAUCCCACGAGAGUACUUACACUAGUUUACCAACCUUUUGCCUUCGCAAUGCUUGCAAUACUCACCUAUCAUGAAGCAAAGCUUAAUACUAGAAUCCGGAACAUAUGUGGAUACACGUUGUUUUUUAUAAGCUCAUUACUUGUGAUAGUUUUAGAUCUAGCAACAUCAGGGAAAGGAGGGGCUGGACCCUUCAUUGGCAUUUGCCUUAUAAGUGCAGCUUUUGGAGUUGCUGAUGCACUUGCUCAAGGUGGGAUGGUUGGUGAUCUGGCCUUAAUGCGUCCAGAAUUCAUUCAGUCAUUCCUUGCUGGUUUGGCUGCUUCCGGGGCAUUAACCUCUGCUUUGAGGCUGAUUACUAAGGCAGCUUUUGAGCAUAGUCAUGACGGUCUUCGCAAGGGAGCCAUGAUUUUCUUUGCGAUUGCUUCAUUUUUGGAGUUUCUUUGUGUUCUACUAUAUGCAUUUGUCUUUCCCAAGCUUCCAAUCGUAAAGUACUAUCGAUCGAAGGCAGCUUCUGAAGGAUCAAAAACAGUUUCAGCAGAUCUUGCAGCUGCUGGCAUCCAACUGCAGAACAAGCCAAAUGCUGAAGAAGAUCCAAAGCAAUUAGAGCGUAUGACUAUCAAGCAGUUGUUGAUGCAGAACUUGGAUUAUGGACUGGACUUGUUUCUUAUAUAUGUUCUAACUUUGUCAAUUUUCCCAGGCUUCUUGUCUGAAGACACUGGGGUCCACCAACUUGGUUCUUGGUAUUCUCUUGUUUUGAUCGCAAUGUAUAAUGUGCUGGACCUCAUUGGAAGAUUUACUCCUCUCAUCAAACAAAUCUGCAUAGAAUCAAGGAAAGGCCUUAUGAUUGCAAUUAUUUCCCGUUUUCUGUUCGUUCCUGCAUUCUAUUUCACUGCAAAAUAUGGAGGACAGGGUUGGAUGAUACUCCUCACAUCAUUAUUAGGGUUAACUAACGGUCAUCUUACCGUUUGUGUUCUCACUGCAGCCCCAAAGGGUUACAAGGGACCAGAGGCUAAUGCCUUGGGAAAUUUGCUGGUUCUGUUUCUUUUAGGUGGUCUUUUUUCAGGAGUUGCAUUAGAUUGGCUAUGGCUUAUUGGCAAAGGCUGGUGAGGUUAUUGAUCAGCCACUUCAGUUUCUAAAUUCCAGUCAGAAAGUAAUCUUAAAUUUAGAUUUUUUAAAAAAAAUCAAUUUUAAGGUUUUUUUUUUUUGGGUAAAGUGAACUAAUUCAAGAUCGACAUCUUGAAUUUUUUAUCACAAAAUAAGUGUUGAAAAUCAUUUGCUUGCUAAUGCAGCAAUGGAGCUUCUCCAUUGCUUCUGCAUUUUUUACUUUAAUAUUUCAUUAAUGAAUCAUGUUUUGUGAUGGUAA
Dendrobium catenatum is the source of this 2216-nucleotide messenger RNA. RefSeq names its product equilibrative nucleotide transporter 3. Gene Ontology annotation, biological process: nucleoside transmembrane transport. The record is from RefSeq and is a predicted model, not a curated record. The coding region runs from base 704 to 1960 and encodes 418 amino acids. Gene Ontology annotation, molecular function: nucleoside transmembrane transporter activity. The transcript has 11 exons. Gene Ontology annotation, cellular component: plasma membrane. NCBI's taxonomy places the organism in Eukaryota, Viridiplantae, Streptophyta, Magnoliopsida, Asparagales, Orchidaceae.